AGUUACGACGAUUUCACAGUGGUUCAAAGUCGGCGCUUCUCUCAGUGCACACCGCACUCACCAUUUUCAUAAAAAUCAAAACGGCAGUUUCGUCUCGCAGUUAUUUGCGCAGGUGGUGCUCUUCUGCACUUCUCUUUUGUUUUGAUACGCAUGCGCGCCGUUGGCAUUUUAGUGAAAUACAUUGACAGUUGUAAUGAUUUCAUUAAUCGUUAAAAAAAAAAUAAAAAAUAAUCCCGAAUUUUUAAAAUAACUUAAGCUUUUUUAAAGAAAAAAAAAGUGUUUUAAGUGUAAGAUCCGAUGAACGUUUGAUUGAUAAAUUGGAAUGAAAUUAUUAAAAAAUCGAUCUAAAACGAAUUAUUCGCUUUCUUUUAACGAUAUCUUUUUGUUGUUAAUUUUGCAACAAGUGUGUACAGCGUAACUGUUGGUGCGUUGGGAACUGGUUUUGUGGGGACCGUUUGGUUUUUUGUGCUGUAUUUAUGUAUAUUUGUUUGUGUGGUAUAGUUUAUUUCGCAAGUGACUGUGCGCGAUAAGUGUGAUGCUCUGGUGGGGUGCUGGUGUCUUCAAGUGACGACAUUACGACUCAUGAUUGUGUGAGGGAGGCAUUAGUGUGAGUGAGUGAGGAUCAUCAGGGGAGAGCGAAUGAUGAGCAGGUGGCGCGGCUGCAGCCCCCGGCGACAUGGCCGCGCUCUCCUGCUACCAGCCCUGCCGCUCGCACCUCGCGCAGCCCGCUAGGUGUCUGGACGAGGAGGAUAACUCGGCAACUCUCUCGCUGCGUCGUCGUCAGUUCAUCGAGCGAUGUCAAGAGAGCCGUGGCGGUCGGCACCGCGACUACAUCCCUGAGGUGUCGGUGAAGAGGACACGCGAGGAGCUUACCAAGCAUGCGGCUGCCGCGCCUCUGACCAGACGGCUGAACGUCGAUUCUUCAUGGUCCAAGGUCGAAGAGGUCAGGAAGAAGUUUGAAGGAGCGACGGAUACAUCGUACUCGAGGUCGUUUGAAUCGCCGCCGAGGCGUCGUCUAGCGGAUUCCCUAUUCGCCAGUUUCAAGUUACCGCGUAAGAAGGAAGGUAUGGCGGCGCCACGGUCGUUGGUACCCCAGCCGCAGCAGAAGCGCAAGUCGGCGGUGGAACUGCUCGCCGAGACGAAGGCGUUUUACGUCAAAUCGGAGACCGUGCUGGAUAGGAAACAGGAGUUGCCUUUGAGGGUCAGCAGCGGUCUUAGUCAGGCGAUAGCGGCAGGCGGUUGUCAUCUAGUCAGCUCGGGAACUCCUAAUACGGAUGCCUGUUGUAACCCAUAUGCUACCACCCGCAGUGCGGGCGGCGCUAGGCGCGCGGUGAGCGCGGGCGAAGGUCUACAGAACACUCUCAGAAGGCUUCUAGAACAUUCUGACAGCAGAGAGAAUGUAUAUACACCGGGAUAUGCUAUUUGUAAGUUUAUUGAAGUUUUUUGUUAUCUGUGGUUAGCUGUGACUUCAUCUAAAUCGAAUUCCCACUCCCAGCCGAGUAUGCGCGAGGAGGGCUGCACUAACAUCAACAGCCACAAGUCGCUGCCCGACCUGCAUGCGCAGGCGCACACCUACCCCGAGCCUGCGACAGUAGGCGGCACAGAUACUUUAGGCCGGUCUCCGCGUAGACGCAGACAUUCCGCGCACCAUCGGACAGCCUCCUGCUCCUCUAAAGGCACCAGUUGUUAUAGAUCUAAUCAUUCGUCGCUGAUAUCUUCAUGUGAAGCUUUCUCCGAACAUCCCUCGCCUGGGGAAGAGAACUACCAAUCAUAUAAUAGUCGUUGCGGGUCGUCGUUCGCGCGCGACUCGGGCGGCUCGAGCGGGCACUACACGCAGCGCAGCGCGCCGCCGCACGCGCGCCCGCCGCGCGCCGACUCCGGCUCCUCCACGCAGCACGAACACGCGAGUGCCCCGCCCCCGCAGUUCCAAGACGAGCCCCCCGUGUACGACUACGGGGACUACGAGUGCACGUACAAAGCACCGCUCAAGUGUCUCAACGUGGGCCGGCACGACUACACCGCGCGAGACUACACCAGAUACCACGAGCCGAGCACGGAGCUGGUGAGCAAGCAGCCGCAGUACCAGGAGCCGCGGCGGCCCAGGCACGACGACACGCAGGACUAUGUGAACGCACCACAACAGGUGUGCGUGGGCGAGGAGGUGACGUCCCCGCUGGGCACGUUCAAGCGGCAGCGCUGCCUGCGCUACAAGCAGCGCCGCCCGCGCCCCAUACUGCGCUCCAAGUCUGAUAUAUCCGACAGUUCCACUGUGGACUCCAACCAGCUCGCUAAUGCUGCUGACUAUACGGUCCAAGGUCCAGGAGUUCAGAAACAGAUCUAUCGUAACACUGAGCCUCCGAGCGUUGUAGAACGUAAUGCACGUAUUAUAAAAUGGCUGUGUCAAUGUCGCAAGACUCAAAUGCAACCUCCGCAGUGAAACGGUACAUAUAUAAUUUUAAGAGCGCUGUAACUAAUUCGCACAACUGUUUACCUCGUUUUGAUUUCUAUCAGCUUAUAUGGAUUUACUCGAUUUUUAGUUGUACAACUAAACAGU
Molecule: messenger RNA, 2554 nt
Organism: Papilio polytes (common Mormon)
Lineage: Eukaryota; Metazoa; Arthropoda; Insecta; Lepidoptera; Papilionidae
Exons: 15
Coding region: 677-2437 (586 amino acids)
Source: RefSeq, a predicted model, not a curated record